AGAAUGGUGUAACAAACGGAUCUCUCUACAAAAAAACAUUUAUUGAGCACUUUGAACAAGCACCAAUGUAUGUUGCUGUUCUUACGUUUGUGGGUUUUGGAGUGGGCACAAUAUUUGGCUACCUGCGAGAUUUUAUGAGAGCCUGGGGACUAGAAAAACGUAAUGUUGCACAGGAGAGAGAACAACAAAAAGAUUUUGUGCCACUUUAUCAAGAUUUUGAGAACUUUUACACCAGAAACCUCUAUAUGAGAAUACGUGAUAACUGGAAUCGUCCAAUUUGCAGUGUCCCAGGGCCGCAGUUUGACCUCAUGGAACGCGUUACAGAUGAUUACAACUGGACAUUUAGGUUUACAGGAAGAACCAUCAAGAAUGUAAUCAAUAUGGGUUCUUAUAACUACCUCGGCUUCGCAGAAACAGAUCCUAAUGCUUUGAAAACUGUAACCAAAGAGCUACAAAAAUAUGGAACAGGAAUCUGCAGUACUAGACAAGAAAUGGGGACCCUAGACAAGCAUGUAGAACUAGAGAAUCUUGUGGCCAAGUUCCUAGGUGUGGAAGAUGCUAUGGUGUUCGGCAUGGGAUUUGCAACAAAUUCAAUGAAUAUUCCAGCACUUGUUGGAAAAGGUUGCCUCAUUUUAAGCGAUGAAUUGAACCACACUUCUCUCGUUCUUGGUGCAAGGCUUUCAGGUGCUACUAUUAGAAUCUUCAAGCAUAAUAAUAUGCAGAGUCUUGAGAAGCUAUUGAGAGAUGCAAUAAUAUAUGGCCAGCCUCGAAGCCGCAGAGCAUGGAGAAAAAUUAUCAUCCUUGUGGAAGGCAUUUACAGGUAUGUGCAUUUUAAACGCCUGAGUGUUCUUUAUCGCUUCUGA
Meleagris gallopavo (turkey) is the source of this 863-nucleotide messenger RNA. The record is from RefSeq and is a predicted model, not a curated record. Lineage: Eukaryota; Metazoa; Chordata; Aves; Galliformes; Phasianidae.